Molecule: messenger RNA, 2971 nt
Organism: Chelonus insularis
Lineage: Eukaryota; Metazoa; Arthropoda; Insecta; Hymenoptera; Braconidae
Gene: put
Product: activin A receptor type 2 punt
Exons: 9
Coding region: 387-1976 (529 amino acids)
Biological process (GO): activin receptor signaling pathway; protein phosphorylation; cellular response to growth factor stimulus
Cellular component (GO): activin receptor complex; plasma membrane
Molecular function (GO): activin binding; ATP binding; metal ion binding
Source: RefSeq, a predicted model, not a curated record
AAAUUAUAGAAGCGUCCGUCUAGUAGCGCUCUGUGCAUCGUGUAUAUUUCUUGUGUUUUUUACAACAAUAUAAUUGCAAUAAUAGAUUGCUACUUAGAAAUAAAGAAAAAAGUUAUUUCGAAAGUGCAGUGAUUGUUGUAAAGUAAAUAGGUCUCUGCAAUGUAAUGAAUGGAGAUUAUAAAGAUAAUUAAUUAGUGAGGAAUUUGCCAUUAAAAAUGACGAAAAUUCGAUUUAUGAGAGACCUGUGGUAGAGUGAGAAAGUACAAGUAGCAAGUGGACGCUAAAUGAGUGAGAUAGAUAGACAUGUGUCGGUGGAUGAAUUACUACCAUUUGCUUAAUAGCUAAUAGACUCAAAAUUAGUGCUGUGCCUAUGUGAUUUGUUCACAAUGGCUAUAUUUUCAAGUACAACGGUAUAUGUACUUCUCCUUGGCUUAUUAGGUCUAUCCGGAGCCACUUUAGGUCAUGAUAUUAAAGGUUCUAGACAAUGUGAAUUUUACAACGAAACAACGUGUACAGAUCCACAGCAAAAAUGUCCAGAAAUAGAAGUAUGUUCUCCACCUGAACCAGAUAAAAGGAACCAUUGUUACGUUCUAUGGCAGAUAGAUCCAGUAACUAAAAAAUCAACUGUUAAACUAAAGGGCUGCUUUCUAGACAGUCGAGAAUGCUACGAUAAAGCAUGCUGUGUUGAAAGAAAUAGUGAUCGUAAGGGUCAAUUAUUUUUCUGCUGCUGUGAUGGAGAUAUGUGCAAUCAGAAUUUUACGUGGGAUCCACAACCAACGGAGCCACCAACUCAAGAUCAUGAGUUUAAACCUGUUCCAAAUACGGAACAACAAAUAAUUACUUUAGUGAUAUCAAUAUCAGUACCGAUGUUGUUCAUAUUAGUUGUUUUUACGUCAUUAAUAUGGUGCUAUAAGCGAAGAAAGCUUGGUUAUUUCAAUGAGGUACCAACACUUGAACCUCUUCCAUUGCCACAACCUUCGCCUAAUUUGGGGUUACGUCCAAUUCAACUGCUUGAAAUAAAAGCGCGCGGUCGCUUUGGAGCAGUAUGGAAAGCUCAACUGAAAAAUGAAAUUGUUGCAGUUAAAGUUUUUCCUAUACAAGAUAAACAAUCUUGGCAAACAGAACAAGAAAUUUUUAAAUUAGCUCACAUGGAUCAUGAAGAUAUAUUACGAUUUAUCGGUGUUGAGAAAAGAGGAGACAAUCUUCAGACAGAAUUUUGGUUGAUAACUGCUUAUCAUGAAAAAGGAUCAUUGUGUGAUUAUCUAAAGGCAAAUGUUGUUACGUGGCCAGAAAUGUGUAGAAUUGCAGAGUCAAUGGCUCGCGGUUUGAUGCAUUUGCAUGAAGAAAUUCCAGCAAAUAAAGCGGAUGGCUAUAAACCAGCCGUUGCACAUCGAGAUUUUAAAUCGAAGAAUGUUCUACUUAAAGCUGAUAUGAGUGCAUGUAUAGCAGACUUUGGACUUGCAUUGAUAUUUCAUCCUGGAAAACCUUGUGGUGAUACUCAUGGACAGGUUGGUACUCGAAGAUAUAUGGCACCAGAAGUAUUAGAGGGUGCGAUAAACUUCACGCGAGACUCAUUCUUACGCAUUGAUAUGUACGCAUGUGGUCUAGUACUUUGGGAAUUGGCGUCACGAUGUACAGUACAAGACGGACCAAUUGGAGAGUAUAGAUUACCUUUCGAAGAGGAAGUAGGUCUUCAUCCAACAUUAGAAGACAUGCAAGAAAGUGUUGUUCACAAAAAGGAACGUCCAAUUAUUCUAGAAACAUGGCGAAAACAUCCGGGUCUUUUAUCGAUUUGUGAUACGAUGGAAGAAUGUUGGGAUCAUGAUGCUGAAGCAAGACUAUCAGCAUCUUGUGUAAUGGAACGAAUUACAACUCUAAAUAGAUGUCUCGUAAUCAAUUCGUCAACUUUGAUUCGCGUCGACAACACAAAUGAAUCUAUCACCACCAAGGAAUCUAAUCGGCACUUGAUUGCAUGAACCAUAUGAAGCCACGGAAACGUAAUUUAUUGUACAGAGAUUUCACCAUGGAAGAUUUUACUAAGAAAAUAAGGAAUAUUGUUAAUUUAUCAAUUAAUAAUAUGAACAAUUAUAUUGAUAAAUUAAUAAUACGAUUUAUUUAAAUAAUUAUUUGCAAUAUAAAAUUUACAUUGAAUAAACCACAUGUCUACCCAGUAUCAUGAUGUUAUUAACAGUGUUUUUUUAUAAAUAUUUUUUAUCUUAAAAACUCCAAUAUUGUAAAAAAAAAAAAUCCCAAUAUUUCAAAUUAAAUUAUUUAUAAUAAUUAAUUCGAGAAACAUUUAAUUGUCAUUGAUAUUGGGUUAUGACUGUGCCAAAUAAUAAUACUAAUAUAUGCAUAUGCCACAAAUUUAUUUGUUCUGCUAUUUACAUAUUCAUUAAUCCUAAGAUAGAAUUAAUGCUAGAUCUGAUAUAAUAUUCAAAUAAUUUCAAUGUUUAAAAUAUCAAAUAAUUAAGUGUUGGUAAGAUUUAGUUGCAAAAUGAUGUGAAUUUGAGCUACUUGACAUAUCGGACAGUGAAAAUAAGUGAUUAAUUAUUAAUUAAUUACAUGAAAGAAAUAAGUACUAUUACUAUUAUUUAAGCCAUCGAUUAAUGGUAUUAUCAGCUGGAAAUUUUGACGUAAUUACUUUUUAUAAUGUAAAUAUAAAACACUGUUCUUGAAAAACUGACUGUUGAAGAACUGUACAAUGUCCUAUUUGUUCCUAUUACAUUUUUUAUAUCUCAGCAAUCUUCAUCUUGCUUUUUUUGCCCACAUCUGUAUGGCAUAAUGAAGUAGAAAAUUUUUUUAUCGUUUGGUGAACAACGAAGCGUUUAUAAAGAACUAGUUUCUCGGAAUAUUUUUAAAAAAAUUUAUAUAUUCAUUAUUUUUAUUACUUUUGUAAUGUGUAUAAACUAUUUUUAUUUAAAAAAAAAAAAUUUUGUAUUGGUAUAAUUACUCAGCCAAAUUUCAUAUUAAU